CGUGGGCGGCGGUAACGCGCCUUGUGACCGCGCGCCCUCACUAUGUUAUCGAAUGCUAAAGAUGGCGGAUUUCCUGCCGUCCCGCUCCCUCCUGGCCGCUUGUUUUCCGAGUUGUGUCCUCACCCAGCGAGAGGUCGAGCAGCUCCGCAAGAGCAAGCAGAUCGACGAGCUCAUCUCGCGGGAUAAGACCUACGUGCGGCGGCUGGUGAAGAUCCUGCUGCUCGGGGCCGGCGAGAGCGGUAAAAGCACUUUCCUCAAGCAGAUGCGAAUUAUUCAUGGCCAGGACUUCGACCAGAAGGCCAAAGAGGAGUUCAGGGGGACCAUCUACAGCAACAUCUUGAAGGGGAUCCGAGUCCUGGUGGAUGCCAGGGAAAAGCUCCGCAUCCCUUGGGGAGACCCCGGCAACCAGCAGAACGGCGAGGUCCUGAUGAGUUUCGACACCAGGGCGUUGACCGGGGCAGCCGCAGGCCUCAUGGAGACGCGGGUUUUUCUCAAUUACUUGCCGGCCAUCAGAUCGUUGUGGGCGGAUAGUGGUAUUCAGAACGCGUACGAUAGACGCAGGGAGUUCCAGCUGGGAGAAUCUGUGAAAUAUUUCCUGGACAACUUGGAAAGAUUAGGAGAUCCAGAAUAUCUUCCAACACAACAGGACAUUCUACUAGCACGAAGACCGACAAAGGGAAUACAUGAAUACGACUUUGAAAUAAAAAAUGUGCCCUUCAAGAUGGUAGAUGUGGGAGGACAAAGGUCAGAACGAAGGCGCUGGUUUGAAUGCUUUGAUGGGGUGACAUCCAUUCUGUUCCUGGUAUCUUCAAGUGAGUUUGACCAGGUGCUUAUGGAGGACCGGCAGACGAAUCGCCUGAGUGAGUCCUUAAACAUCUUCGAAACAAUAGUCAACAACAGGGUCUUUAGCAAUGUCUCCAUAAUUCUUUUCCUUAACAAGACGGACUUGUUGGAGGAGAAGGUCAAAACUGUUAGCAUCAAGGACUACUUCCCUCAAUAUGAGGGAAACCCCCAUGAUCUCUCUGAUGUCCAACAGUUCUUGGUGCAGUGCUUUCGUGACAAACGUCGAGACCAGCAGCACAAACCACUCUACCAUCACUUCACCACCGCCAUUAAUACGGAAAACAUUCGUCUUGUCUUCCGUGAUGUCAAGGACACUAUCCUCCACGAUAACCUUAAGCAGCUGAUGCUCCAGUGACAUCAGUUACUUUGUCACUUUUAGUAUCUGGCACUGACAGCAGCUUACACCAGAGUGAAUUAAGGUUACAGUUCCUUCAAAAACUUAAGGCAGCUGCUGUAAACUGCUCAACUGAAGAAUGCCAAAUUUAUUUUUCAGACUUGAUCUUUCAAUUCCUUUGCCCCAGUUGAGUUUUCCUGAGGGUAUUCUAAUCAAGUGUAUUCUUAGGCAACCUGACAAGGUUUACGAUUUUGUUUCUUCAAAAAUGAAGAUAGUCAAAGCUGUGGUGUUGAAUGUGGAAAUUGUCUUGUUAAUAUCUGCUCUCUCCCUCUUUCUCCCAGACCCCAAACAAAAAGGGCUGUUACAAAGCAAAAGUAAUUAUUUAUUCCAAAAAGAAAUGUUUGUGUUACAGACAUGGAUUAAUGACAUUUUGUUCAUGAGUCCAUUUGGGAAUGAAAUUUGUUGUCACUUCCAAAUGGUUUUCAUGACUUCUCAAAAAUGUUUAAAAUUUUGCUAUUUGGUCUA
Rhincodon typus (whale shark) is the source of this 1702-nucleotide messenger RNA. RefSeq names its product guanine nucleotide binding protein (G protein), alpha 13a (gene gna13a). Gene Ontology annotation, molecular function: D5 dopamine receptor binding; guanyl nucleotide binding; G-protein beta/gamma-subunit complex binding. The record is from RefSeq and is a predicted model, not a curated record. Gene Ontology annotation, cellular component: heterotrimeric G-protein complex; brush border membrane. The transcript has 3 exons. Lineage: Eukaryota; Metazoa; Chordata; Chondrichthyes; Orectolobiformes; Rhincodontidae. Bases 53 to 1198 code for a protein of 381 amino acids. Gene Ontology annotation, biological process: Rho protein signal transduction; adenylate cyclase-activating G protein-coupled receptor signaling pathway.